AUGGCCCACAACCACUCCACCGUCAGCGACCUGGUCCUGUACAUCCUGGCCUUCUUCAUCCCGCCGCUGGCCGUCUUCUUCCGCACCGGCUGCGACGCGGAUUUUCUCAUCAAUAUCUGCCUGACCAUCCUGGCCUGGUUCCCCGGCGUCAUCCACGCCUUCUGGAUCAUCCACCGCACCAAGAGGGCCGUCGUGGUGCCCGCCAUUGGAGGCCAUAAGGGGCCCGUGACGGGUCAUCACUAUUAA
Lasiosphaeria miniovina is the source of this 246-nucleotide messenger RNA. RefSeq lists its product as uncharacterized. Gene Ontology annotation, cellular component: membrane. NCBI's taxonomy places the organism in Eukaryota, Fungi, Ascomycota, Sordariomycetes, Sordariales, Lasiosphaeriaceae. The record is from RefSeq and is a predicted model, not a curated record. The transcript has a single exon. Bases 1 to 246 code for a protein of 81 amino acids.